AGCCAGUGUUGAAUUUAAAAUAUUUUCACUUAAUUUGAAAAAAGCCGAGAGAAAUAAAAAUACAAUUAAAUACGAUUUCGAAUUCCCUGGUGACAGUUGGCCACAGACGAACAAGUGCUUGUGUUGUUAAUUUAUAGAUAUGCGAGUGGCCGUGUGUGCUUUUGGUUAAUGGAGAACGUAUAAGUAGGCAAAAUAAUGAACCCACAACAAACAAGAAGCUACGAAUCGAACCCAUCGAGUCUAAUGUGAGCAACUGAGCCCAACGAAACAAAGAGGAAAUCGACGAGGAAGAACGAAACCCCCGGAAGGUGGCCUAAUUACUGAGAUUUUAUACAGAUAGUUUGUAGCAGAACCAACUCUAUAAAAUGGGUUUCAUAGCGGAGCGCAAGCCGCGAGUCAACAAGACGUUGAUAUCGCUCAAGGUUGUCGUGUUCUUUGUCAUCACCGGUCUCGCAGCCUUGCAUGUUCUGCAUGCCACAAAGCCGCUGUUGCUGGGUCUGAACUUCUCGGAAUACCGCACCAUCACCAUCCUAGCGCCAUUUGUGUCCAUUUUGGGUCCCCUGAUCGCCGGUCCCUGGGCUGAUCGUCUGGCAGCCAAGAACCCCAAUACCUUUGGACGCACUCUGCGAGUACUGACUGCCGUUUUCCUGCUGAUCGCCGCCUUUAUUUACGCCUUCUUGUUGGCCGUACCGGAUGUCAGCCGGCGGGGAGAGGUCCGGGAGCCACUGGUCAGCUUUGGCUGCGAUGAGACCGGAGGAUUCCUGUUCCAGGAGCGCUGUGGCACGAACUCCAGUUGCAGCAGGUGGGACCAGAAGGAGGGCAAAAUCAACCUGACGCGCUGCACCUACAGCUGCCAGAACCCCAAGCUGUACGAGCCCCUUUACGUGGCCUGGCUGGCAGAGGUUCCCACACUGGCCCCCAUCACGGAGCAGAGUGCGGAUUUCGAAUAUGAGGAUGAGGGCAGCACCGCGGUCACAGAAAGUCUGCGCACUAGGAGGGACGUGGACGGCUCCGACCCAGCGGACAGUGCUGGUGUGGAGGCCAUCAGUGGUGAGGAGGCCCCUGCCCACCGGUCCAUCAGGCAGGUCAAGAAGCCCCCCACCAAGGUGUACGUCCAGCCGCCGCAUGUCUGCCUCACCCAGCUCAACCAGAAUGGCGAGGAUGUGGUGAAGCACUGUCACGCCUACACCGAGGACACCACCAGCGUGGUGAUGGACGCCCUCAUGGGCUCGGCGAUCAGCCAGGAGGAGCACUACGACGACUACGAGGGAUGGUGCCAGUAUCCGCUGGAGGGCUUCCAGUGCCACAUCCCCGCUGAGCAGGCGAAGUACAUGAAGGACUUCAAGGAGUACAAGCAGAACGACGGCAACUGCAAGCCCAUGAUCGAGUGUCAGGUGGUGAAUCCCUACCACGAGCAGAGUGUGCUCUCAGACAGCGAGUGUACCAAUAUCACUGGCAGUGCGCAGGAGACCUUUGUGGGUUACACGACCAUUCGUCUGCUUGGAGACAUUUUCCCCAUGGCGGCACUGACCCUCCUGAACACGGCCAUCGUGAUCGCGGUUCGGGAGACCUCCGAAGGAAGGGGCGAGGUGUGCCGCCAGUACGUUUGGGGUGCCAUUGGCUACGUGGUACUCUUCUCGCCUUUGGAUGUGUUCUUCUUCCAGGGUGGACCAAAUCCAGAUGCUGCCCUUGUUGCACUCAUUGUAUUCAUUGUAUGCUUCGUCUUGGGUGCCGUGGUGCUGCUCUGUGCCAGCCAGAUGCCACUGAGUCCUCCGGAAUGGUGGUGGCACACCAAGACCGGAAUGCUGGUGGUUCCCAUGUCGGCGAUUCGGCGCUACAGUCCCGAGAUCGUCGUGCUCACCCUGGUCUCCAUUCUGUUCGGCACCUUCUGGAGCAGUAUUCACAGCUUCUUGCCCUGGACCUUCACCGAUGCGAACGCCGUGUGCUAUGCGGGCCUGAUCCUCAUCCUGGUUCUGUUCUUCAACGUGGACAAGUUCAUCGAGUACUGUGGCCACUCGAAUAUCUUCAUCUUUGGCCUGGCCAUCUAUGUCAUUCGGUUCAGUGCGUUGAGUGAUCCUAGCGCUAAUUGGCUGAUAGUCGUCACGGAGGUCAUAGAGCCAGCUGUGAUUGGUCUGCUUUGGAUCACGAUCAUCCUGUACAUGCGUCAUGCCAUGCCCAGGAAACUGACAGCCACGGGGCAGGCUCUCGCUGUGUUGGCCUUCUUUGGCUUGGGCAAGGGCUUUGGCGCUCUGAUUGGCUUGGCUCGCAGUGAGGGGCACCCUGAGCUGAAGGCCUGGACGUGCACCUACCAAUGGCUGGCCGUCGUGGCCUGCGUUGUGGCCUUGGUAUACUUCGGUAUCUACAAUUUGAUCCUUGCCCCACGGUGCACCGCCAAGCCGCAGCACUCCGAGGAGCUGAUCUCCGGAUCCGCAUCCCAGAACUUUGGCAACACGGGAACCGGAAACGGUGCUGGCAAUGGCAAUGGCACAGGAAACGGAAACGGAGCUGGAGCGUCACUUAACGGAAACGGAAAUGGAAGCUACUCGCCGCUGAGGGUUUACCACAACGAGAGGGGGAAGAAGGGGCAAUUCAGAUACUAAGCCGCAGAGAUUACUGGAUAAUUUACUCUUUGCAUGGAUCACCAAUGCUCCGCCUCCCUCAAAACGAGUGCGAAUGAUAUUCUUAGGUUUUAAAUGUGUACACCACGCCUCAUUAUCCUCCACCUACCGCCCCCGCCCGCCUGAGGGCAACACUGCUAAUAGUUUGUAAUGCGUAUUUUUGCUAAGUGUAUACACCAGGAGGAAGAACAACAAAAGAGUGGAAGAGCAAUCGAAAACAAAAAGAUGACCUUUUUUAUAAAUCGCAUGUAGAACUUAUUUUAUUUGUUAUUUAAUGCCAACUAAGCGAGUUCAUAAUUUUAAUUAAAUCGCAUCGGGGUAAGCUGACAGAAAAAAGUCCCGACAAAAGCAUCAACUGCCCGAAUUUAAUUGCAACAAUAGCCAUGGAUACAGAUACAGCAAAAGCAAUAACGACCUCCCAGACGAGCACGUCGUUCUCUUUACAGCGUUACAAAAAUGAAGGCAUCAAUUUUUAAUGAAACAUUUGCGUGAUUUUACUAAGCAUAAUAUAUGAUGCACUACGAGCAUAUAAAUGUAACAAUAAAACAGAAAAUGUAAUUAUACACAAAUAUAAUUAAUGGUAAUUAAAUGUUUUCAAAUUAAGCGUAAUAA
Molecule: messenger RNA, 3230 nt
Organism: Drosophila biarmipes
Lineage: Eukaryota; Metazoa; Arthropoda; Insecta; Diptera; Drosophilidae
Exons: 6
Coding region: 366-2600 (744 amino acids)
Cellular component (GO): membrane
Source: RefSeq, a predicted model, not a curated record